This is a messenger RNA of Globicephala melas (long-finned pilot whale), 1056 nucleotides long. Its product is annotated as testis-specific serine/proline-rich protein. The record is from RefSeq and is a predicted model, not a curated record. NCBI's taxonomy places the organism in Eukaryota, Metazoa, Chordata, Mammalia, Artiodactyla, Delphinidae.
GGACUGGCUCUGGGGGGGCUGGCUCAAAGACAUCGAGCAGACAUAAGCCUCCCCAACACCAAUGAGCUCCCCCUCCCACACCCCUAAUCCUUCCCCCUCCCAGUCCCCCUCUCAAUCCCGAUCCAACCACAUCAACCAGCAGCCCUACGCCAGCGCCGGUGGCUCAGCCCCUUCCCCGUCCUCCACCCGGGGGUCUUCCUCCCGUCUCCCCUCUCACCCUGCCACCCCAAAUGCCUCACAGCCCUCUUCCCGGUCUUCCUCCCUGAACCCUAGCCCUCAUGUCCAGCCUCGAGGGUCUGCCCAAAACAUCACUCCACCCGCCUCCAAAUCUCCCUCCCAAUCUGGCUUAAAAUCUCUCUCUCGAAACUCUUCCCAAACUCCCCCUGUGCCCAGCGCUCUGUCUCCAUCCUACAGCCCUGCACCCUCGGCCUCCUACAUCGGGCCCAUUCGGCGCAUCCCGCCCUACAUCGCCCCCUACGUGCCCCACUUCCUGAAGGAGCCCCCCUUCUUCCAGCCUCCCACCUCACCACUCCCCCAAAACCAGUGCUUCCCCUGCCCUUCCGAGAACCAAGAGAGCGCCCCCUCUGAGUCUCUCUACUUCCCUCUCCUCCCACCCCCUCCCCACCACCCGGUCCACUGCUGCUACCCGACCCCUCCCGCUCUGUUCACACCCCCCUCCUCUCUCACGUACACCCCGCCCUUGGAGGUCCUGGUGGGCGGGAAGCCGCACGUGGUCCCGACGGUGCUGCCCGCCACCUUCUACACCCCCUUUUCCCGCUACUACGUCCAGCCCCGCCCCUACCGGUCCACACGCCGCCACCGUCCCAGCGCCCUUCCCCUCUCCUCAUUCCCCAACGGGCCGUAAGACGGCACCGGCCCCUCUGUCCACUUCUAUCGUGGGUCCUAGGCCUCAGACCUAUUUUGGACCAGAAGCCUCUGCCAGCAAAUUCAAGCUACUCCAUCCAGACUUCAUCAGCUACCUGACAGAGAGGUUUCUGAAAUCCAAGUGGAUUAACACAAAAUUCAGAGACCUAUACAUGCCUAGUACUGGAGCCC